UUCUGCAAUAUCGAAAUCGUCUCUCGUCGCCGCUGCUGUAUGUACACGCUGAUCAUCGUUGCCCCUUACGUGCAAAUUGUGGUCCUGUUGAAUAAGUUUAUACGAGUUGACGCUUAUACCCAAGACGGUGCUUGUGUUUUUCACUCAACGUUUAUAAAGAAUAUACGAGGCACCGUGUUGUGCUGGCUUGUGCGUGCGUACACCCGCUCGAGUCUCGGCCUUUUGAACGAGAAGAAGUAUCGCUGAAAACAGAACAGUGAAUAAAUCCCAAUCGAUCAUCAUGUCGAGCAGCCUCGAGCAGAUUGUCAUGAGCACGAGGAGUCUCAGUUCCGCGGGUGACUUUAAGGAGCUGGUCACGCUGCUGCCGAAACACAUCGAGAUACUGACGCGGAAUCACCAGCAUCUGGAUAAUGUGCUGGAGACGCUGGACCUAAGCCACCACACUAUUGGGAUGCUAGCCGUCAUGUACGUCAAGAUGAACCUUUUCGCCAACAGCAACAACAGUACGCUUGAGCAGUUCAAACUGUUGUUACCGCAGCUCCAAGAGUUCAUCCACUGUUGUAACAAAGAACAAAUUUCGUUCGCCUGGGAAACGUUUGCCGAUUUGUGUCACCUAAUAACGAACCAGCUCAUCGACUUUGGAAUACCCAUUACUGGAAUCAAACUCAUGAUGAGAGCCAUCAAAAAACUUCAGUCUAAGGACACACAUUUGACUGCUGUACAUGCUGAUCUUUGCAAGCUCUGUCUGGCAUCCAAGUGCUUGAAGCCAGCUCUGAAAUACCUAGAGAAAGACAUAAGUCAGAUUGACACUGGAGAGGAUGCAAAGCAAUUUUUACUUUACUUUUAUUAUGGUGGCAUGAUCUACACAGCGUUGAAAAAGUAUGAAAAAGCUCUGUACUGCUUUGAAGUUUGUACAAUGACGCCAGCACAGGCUAUCAGUCAUAUAAUGGUUGAAGCCUAUAAAAAGUUCAUGCUAGUGUCUCCAAUUUUAAUUGGAAAAGUACAGUUUCUCCCCAACUACACUUGUAAUUUAGUUAAAAGACAUGUUAAAAGAUUAUGUGCGCCAUAUGUUGAAUUAUCAAAUGUUUAUUGUACAAAUAAUUGUGAUGAAAUGAAAAGAGUCAUACGAAAAUACGAAGAAUCACUCAUUAGAGAUAAAAAUCUUGGAUUAGCCAAUCAAGUUCUCAAUUCUUUGUACAAAAAAAAUAUCCAAAGGCUCACAAACACAUUUCUUACUUUAAGUUUAACUGAUGUAGCUGCCAGAGUAAAAUUAUCAAACAUAGCUGAAGCAGAAAAAUAUAUACUGAAUAUGAUUGAAGAUGCUGAAAUUUUUGCUGUAAUAAACCAAACAGAUGGAAUGGUUGUUUUUCUUGAUGAUCCUGAAAAAUAUAACUCUCCAAGAAUGCUUGCAAAACUUGAAAAGGAAAUGGAAGAAUGUGUAGAACUUGGUAAGAAAGUUCUAAAAAUGGAAGAAGAAGUUAUAACUGCUCCUAUUUACAUCCGCAAAGUUUGUGGAGGAAAUGAACAAGAAGAACAAGCUCUUGCUAAUUCACCUGCUCAAAAUGCAACCACAACUCAAGUUCAAGGAAAACAGAAUACUUAUACAAUGUAAAACAAGCAUAUUUUGAACUAGAUAUCCAGAUGAUAAUUUAAAAAGAUUGAACUGACAACUGAAAUUAAAUAUUUCAAUUAGUUGUUAAAAGCAAAUUUAUAUAAAAAAUUUUAAACAUGUGAUAUCAAAUUACGAAUGUUUGGAAUUUAAACGGAGAAGAUGUGCUUACAUCAUUUUAAGAUGUUGAACUUUUGCACUAAAGCAAAUGGUCGAAAACUUUGCCAAACUAACUUUAAAAAUAAAAAAUUUAUAGUUUUAAAAUUAAUAGUUUUUUCGAUUCUCAAUCGUCUUGGUCACAGGUUGUCAGCAAACUGACGGCUUUUUUGUAUUUAUUAAAAUAAAACAACAAAAAAUAAAUUUAA
Messenger RNA from Trichogramma pretiosum, 1974 nucleotides. RefSeq names its product COP9 signalosome complex subunit 3 (gene CSN3). NCBI's taxonomy places the organism in Eukaryota, Metazoa, Arthropoda, Insecta, Hymenoptera, Trichogrammatidae. Gene Ontology annotation, biological process: ubiquitin-dependent protein catabolic process. Gene Ontology annotation, cellular component: COP9 signalosome. The record is from RefSeq and is a predicted model, not a curated record. The coding region runs from base 281 to 1612 and encodes 443 amino acids. The transcript has 5 exons.